This is a messenger RNA of Penicillium argentinense, 1386 nucleotides long. RefSeq names its product NAD(P)/FAD-dependent oxidoreductase. The coding region runs from base 1 to 1386 and encodes 461 amino acids. The record is from RefSeq and is a predicted model, not a curated record. The transcript is spliced from 3 exons. Gene Ontology annotation, molecular function: oxidoreductase activity. Gene Ontology annotation, cellular component: cytoplasm. Lineage: Eukaryota; Fungi; Ascomycota; Eurotiomycetes; Eurotiales; Aspergillaceae.
AUGGCCCACGAUGGAUCGAGUCGGAGUCUUCCGAGCACCACGCCAUGCCUGAGCUACUGGCAGCGCACCACGCGCGCCUUUCCACAUCUCUUCGCCAAUCGCAACUCCACGGUCCCUGAGAAAAGCAAAUACGUGAUUAUUGGCUCCGGGAUUUCCGGCGGUCUCACGGCAUUCGAGCUACUCGAGACCGGCGUCGAAGCCGAGGACCUGAUAAUCUUGGAGGCGCGCGAAGCGGCCAGUGGAGCGAGUUCUCGGAAUGCGGGCCAUGUCCGUCCAGAUGCAUUCCGCGGUUUUAGUGCCUACGCCAAGGUCCAUGGUACGGAGCAAGCACUCAAGAUUAUCGAGAACGAGCGUCUGGUCCUCCAGAAAGUCGACGAAUUCGUGAAAAACCACAACGUACAAUGCGAUUUCAAUUUGACUACCACAUUCGACGUGUGCAUGACCCCCGAGUUCGCGAAAUAUGAAGCAGAUAGUUUCGAGGCAUAUCGGCAAGCAGGCGGCGAUACCUCCCACAUCAAAUACUACUUAGGCAAAGAGGCGCAGGAGCGGACGAGAGUUCCUGGUGCCGUCGCAGCAUACGAGUGGCCCGGAGGGUCCAGCCAUCCGGCUAAGCUGGCCCAGUUUCUUCUGCAAUCGGUGAUACAAAAGGGAGCUAGGCUGUUCACCUUUUGUCCCGCAACCGAGGUGAAGCAGAAUGAGACGUCGCCGACCGCUUGGGAUGUCCAUACACCCCGUGGAACCGUGACAGCAGAGACCAUUAUCCACUGUACCAACGCACACGCAGCUCUGCUCCUCCCACAACUCGAGUCCUACAUUCGCCCAAACCGUGCUCAGGCUCAUUCUAUAGUUCCGACGCCUGCUCUCGCGGCCGAAAACGCACUUCAAAGCACACUCUCCCUACGAUACAGUCUCUAUCACUUUUAUUCUUUGAUCCAGCGGAAAGAUGACGGGACAUUGGUGCUGGGUGUUUCACGAACCAAUCCCACCCUCUCAGAGGAGACAUUGGCUAGUCGAUUCAGCACCGACGAUACUCGAUACAACGAGGAGAUUGCCCAGGACGCCGUGCGCAACUUUGGAGACUUGUUCCCUUCCUAUAGUUCCGAGGGAUCGGCCCAUGGUGAGGGCGUUGACCAUGCUUGGACUGGAAUUAUCGCCAUGACUACCGACUCGGUCCCCUUUGUUGGCGCAAUCGACUCGCUUCCGGGGCAAUACAUCUGUGCCGGGUUUAAUGGACACGGAAUGGCACGUAUAUUCACAUGCGCCCCGGCCGUGGCAAAGCUGGUAGGUCAGAGGCAGUGGAAAGAUACUGGAUUGCCGGAGUGCUUCCAGUUCAGCCCCGAGAGGCUAUCGCGACUGUCUGCGGGUGACCUACCCUCUAUCUGGUAA